Messenger RNA from Oldenlandia corymbosa var. corymbosa, 2245 nucleotides. The record is from the annotation of a GenBank genome assembly. Lineage: Eukaryota; Viridiplantae; Streptophyta; Magnoliopsida; Gentianales; Rubiaceae.
CUUUUAGGUCACCCUAAUCUUAUCACAAAGAAUGUAGAAAUGCAAUCUUAACAUUUUUUUCUCAAACGAAAAAACAUAUUAUGUCUUAGAAUAAGGAUCGGAGGGAGUAAUAGUUUUGGAUUACGCCUAAAGGAGACUGAAUUAACAUUUUUUAAAGUACUAGAGGGGUCAAAAUAGAAAUUUGUCUAAAAUCAGUGUCCAUCAACAACAGUAUCGUAGAGAAAUCUCAAUAAAACCUUCAGCGCUAAGGUGUUGAAUCAGGAUUUCGUUGUCAAAUGCCUGAAUGGAGAACGAAUACAAUUGAUCGAAAAUUUCUAAGAUUAUAAACUUCAAGAACUUCCAUAAAACGCUUCAGCCAUUUGAUUGAUCAAAUCGGAGCGAAGAAAUAGUUUCGCCUUGAAAAGUCGAACAAAUCGAGCUACAACUCAGAAUAAUCAGUGAAAGGAUUAUUUUCAGAUCGCGGAGCGAAUGAGCACUCCACCACUCUCCGGCGGCGGCAUGUUGACUGGGGGAUUCACUAGAUUGUGCAAGGGGCUGGCCGUUGUACUCGUUGGUGGUCACAUUGUUGUUCAGAUCAUUCCUCCCGCUGCUUCUUAUCUCGCUCUAAUUCCUGCCAAGACAAUUCCAUUUGCUUGGAACCUUAUCACGGCUGGUUACAUUGAGCAAACUAUUUAUGGAGUAGUCAUCAGCAUAAUUGGUCUGCUUUUCCUUGGGAAACUGCUUGAGCCAAUCUGGGGUCCUCGCGAGUUUUUGAAGUUCAUAUUUGUGGUUAACUUUUUGACUUCUGUCUGUGUUUUCAUAACAGCCAUCUCCUUGUACUAUGUUACAAUGGAGGAGAAAUACCUUUAUAUGCCUGUUUCUGGCUUCCAAGGGGUGCUUUCAGGAUUCCUUGUUGGCAUUAAGCAGAUUUUACCUGACCAAGAGCUUCCUCUGGUGAAACUAAAAACAAAAUUGUUGCCUUCUCUUCUGUUACUGGUUUCUAUUGCUGCAAGCUUUUUCACGGCAGAUUCAGCAUCUUACCUUCCAACCUUAGUGUUUGGCACUUAUAUUGGGUGGAUUUACCUCAGAUACUGGCAAAGUAAAUCCGAAACAAAGCUGAGGGGUGAUCCCAGUGAUGAAUUUGCCUUUUCCACGUUCUUCCCUGAAUUCUUAAGACCUGUAAUUGACCCCGUUGCUACAAUAUUUGAACGAAUGCUCUGUGGAAGGAGAUCUGGAGCUUCAAAUGAGGCCUCGGGCUAUACCAUGGGAGAUGAUCCGCUACUUGGUUCUGAUCCGAUUGAGGCUUCAAGGAGGAGGUAAUCCCUUAGCUAUUUUCUCUGAUCAACCCAGAAAUCUUCGGUCUGGGAAGCAUUAGUGCCGACAUAUUGAGGAAAAACAUUGAGCAGACUGUAGCCCUUAUUUAUGUAGCACAAAAUUUCCAAUGCUCUUGGAUUCCAAACUUCUCUCUUUGUUUCAAGUGAUUUUGCUUAAGUCGUUAAAAAUGAAUAACUUCUGAAAUUUAACUACUAAUAACUAAUAGAUUAAACGAAACUGACCAAAAUUUGAAAUGAGAAGCUGAUUGACUGAUUUGUGAUUCCACCUGUCGCGAGAUACCAUGAUGACCCAAGACCCCGUUUAUCUAUCAGAAUAAUAUUUGCUUUUUAAGAGUACAAUAGUUGGUUUUGGCUGGCGGAUCAGUGAUUGCAUUACACCAAGUUAUACCGGAUUUCUUAUACUAAUUUGCAGGGAACGGGGAGCUCGAGCACUUGAAGAAAGAUUAGCAGCAGAGAGGCUUGUUGCUGUCGGGAGGUCGGAAGAAGCACCAAGGGAUGCUUCUGAUAAUGUCUAAAUCCUGUUAAAACUCGAAUACCAAAAAUACUCUUUAGCAAGUUUGCGCACAAUUGUAGCUAUGGGAAUUCACUGUUGUUGGGCGCUGGACUCUUUUUGAUACUUGAAUACAAGUUUUGUCUUCUGAUCUUUGAUUGUUAUAGUAAAUUAACUUCAUUUAUCUUGCACACCUUUAGUCUAAAAUGGUUAGGAACUUUCUGUCUUGCACACGUAACUUACGUGGACAUCAGCAAUCAGGUUUUCAAUAGUGCCAUGCUUUGCAGGGUUUUUACUAGAUUCUAAUGAAACUCCGACUUAGUUGAAGGAUUCACAAUCUACGAUGAUUUGGAUAUUGAUCCAAGAGGAAUUGUUUGUAGAAGUACAAAAUAUGUUUUGUCUCGCUCUUUCUUUUCUCAAGAACUCACUAUUUUCUGUCUGC